Messenger RNA from Gadus chalcogrammus (walleye pollock), 2320 nucleotides. RefSeq lists its product as uncharacterized. The annotation marks the transcript as partial. The transcript is spliced from 2 exons. The record is from RefSeq and is a predicted model, not a curated record. Gene Ontology annotation, molecular function: catalytic activity. Lineage: Eukaryota; Metazoa; Chordata; Actinopteri; Gadiformes; Gadidae.
CGCACAGCCCGUACGGUCAGUCCCGUCAAUCACAGUGUACUGUUCCCUCUGCUCAAAGCAACCUGCUACACUCCACUCACCUGUCUGAAACUCUGUCUGCUGAACACCAGAUCCCUCAGUAAUAAGGCCCUUUUGAUAAAUGACUUUAUUGUUGACCAGAGCCUAGACAUUCUCUGCCUCACUGAGACCUGGCAACAACCAAAUGACUUCUCCCAUCUAAAUGAAGCAGUCCCACCAGGUUUUUCUUUUAUUAGUAAACCCCGGGUUAAUGGGAGGGGGGGUGGCCUCGCUCUCCUCCAUCGUGAUAACAUCAAAGUCACCACUGUCACAGUCCCCCUUCAUUCCUCCUUUGAAUGUCUAGCUGUAAAACUCUCAGGCCCCAAACCCACUAUCAUUGUCACCAUUUACAGACCGCCAAAACCCUCCGCCGUUUUCCUCAAUGAAUUCUCAUCACUACUUACAUCUGUAUGUGCAAUGUCCCCCACUGUUAUCCUCCUUGGUGAUUUCAACAUCCACAUUGACAACCCAUCCUGUACUUUUGCUAAUGACUUCACAUCACUUCUGGACUGUCUUGGCAUCACACAACAUGUCAACCUCCCAACCCAUAACAAAGGUCACAUUCUGGAUUUAAUCUGCUGCACUGACAUCACUCCCACUAACCUUGAUGUCAUUGAUUUCCCCAUCUCCGACCACAAAGCUGUACUUUUUGACAUUCAUACCCAACUACACAAAAGCAAGGAACAACGGACUAUCUCCUUCAGAAACAUCAAACUUAUCAACCGCAAAGCCAAAACCACCACCUGUCAGCUCGAUCCUCUUCCCACCUCCCUUGUCAAAGCAUGUCUUCCGUCCAUCUCCCCCAUGAUCACCAACAUAAUUAACUCCUCCCUCACUACUGGUACUGUACCCCCCACUCUCAAGCUGGCUGCCAUCACUCCCAUCCUGAAAAAACCUGGUGCUGACCCAACUGACCUUAACCAUUACCGGCCCAUCUCCAAUCUCCCUUUCAUCUCCAAAACACUUGAAAGGGUGGUUGCCGCACAACUACAGUCCCACCUCGACACUAACAAUCUCCACGAACCGUUCCAAUCUGGCUUCCGUCCAAAACACAGCACUGAAACAGCCCUAGUCAAAAUCACCAACGACCUCCUCCUUGCAGCCGACUCUGGAUUACUCACCAUUCUCAUCCUCCUCGAUCUCAGCGCAGCAUUCGACACCAUCUCCCACCCUCUGCUCCUGGACCGCCUAGCUGGUAUUGGGAUCACUGGUGCUGCACUCUCCUGGUUUACAUCCUACCUCACCGGCCGUCAACAAUUUGUUCAACUAAGCAACCACAAGUCUGGGUGUUCAGGUGUCUCACUGGGUGUCCCCCAGGGGUCAGUCUUGGGUCCACUCCUCUUCACCACUUACCUCCUCCCGCUGGGCACACUCCUCCGUCACCAUGGGGUCCAUUUUCACUGCUACGCUGACGACACACAGGUCUACAUCUCCACCAAACCCACCGCUGCCAUCCCCCCCACUUCCCUCAUCACGUGCCUGGAAGAGAUCCGGAGCUGGUUGAGCAGGAACUUCCUGAAACUCAAUGGAAACAAGACCGAGGCCCUGCUCAUCGGAUCCAAAUCCACCCUCACUAAAUCACAACACACCCCAGCUCCACUCAUAAUUAUCGAUGGAUUCCCAGUACCCUUCUCCUCCAAAGUCAAGAGCCUCGGCGUCAUCCUGGACAACACCCUCUCAUUCGCACCCCAUAUUCACAACAUCACCCGGACUGCAUUCUUCCACCUCCGCAACAUCGCCAGACUCCGCCCAUCACUGACCCAAUCCAGCACUGAAAUCCUAGUUCACUCAUUUGUCACAUCACGCAUAGACUACUGCAACGCCCUCCUCACCGGACUCCCCACCAAACUCAUCAACAGACUGCAGAUCAUUCAGAACUCAGCUGCCCGGAUCAUCACCCGCACCAAAUCAUCUGACCACAUCACCCCUGUCCUCAUUCAACUUCACUGGCUCCCAGUACACUACCGCAUCCAAUACAAAACCCUACUCCUCACCUACAAAGCUCUCCACAACCUAGCCCCCAGUUAUCUCUGCGACCUCCUCCAAGAAUACACUCCCUCCCGCUCCCUCCGCUCAACCUCUGCUGGACUACUAUGUAUCCCCAUAUCACGACUUACUUCAAUGGGUGCCCGGUCAUUCAGCUGUUCAGCACCCAGGCUCUGGAACUCCCUCCCCCCACACAUAAAACAGUCAGACACCAUUACAACCUUCAAGUCACAACUCAAAACUCACCUGUUCAAACUCGCACACAACGUCUGACUGA